Molecule: messenger RNA, 855 nt
Organism: Malaclemys terrapin pileata
Lineage: Eukaryota; Metazoa; Chordata; Testudines; Emydidae
Product: pulmonary surfactant-associated protein C-like
Exons: 6
Coding region: 53-688 (211 amino acids)
Biological process (GO): respiratory gaseous exchange by respiratory system
Cellular component (GO): alveolar lamellar body; extracellular region
Source: RefSeq, a predicted model, not a curated record
CUCCUCAGGGAGAAGGCAGCAUCUCUGGGUUUGCAUUUAAUGUGCAGCAGAAAUGGAUUCCAAAGAUAGCACCAAGCCCACCAUGCCUGCAGAGCCACCUGCAUACAGGUUUAUGCCUGCAAUGCCCAAGAACCGGAAGGAGAUCAUCCUCAUCUCUGUGGUGGUGGUCCUCUUGGCCAUUAUCAUCACUGGAGCCGUUCUGAUUGGAGUUUACAUGACUCAGAAACACACCGAAAAGAUCAUCCAAAUCACCAGCAGUGGAAGCAACGGGGAAGUGACUGAGCAGACGAUGAUGGUGAGCAGCCAGGAGAACGUGGCUGCCUUUCACAUCGAGGGCAACACAACCUCAGCGACUGUCGUGUAUGACUAUAAACACAGUCUCAUUGGCUUCCGGGUUCAGGACAGAAGGAAAUGUUUGGUUGUGAAGAUGGAUAAGGUCGCCAUACCCAGCCUGGCUGAAAUUACCCAGAGAAUUGAGAACUUCGCCACCCAGCAGGUCCCAGGAGACAACAGCAUGUCUUACAGCUUCCGCGAGAGGCAGCUGGCCGACCGCAAGACCCUGGGCACCUCUCUGAACCUCCUAUGCAGCGAUGUCCCCAUCUACUGGGCUGAGAACAUGCAAAAAGAGCGGCGUGGAUGGAGCCUCUGUGUGGGGAUCUAUGUAUUUAGUGUUUGCUAUAAUUUUUAAACCCACUAAAAGUCUCUUGUCAUUUGUGACAAUCACUCGGUGCGGCCUGCAGUGUUUCCAUGAGCUUAGGCUGCAAUUUGGUUUUGAGCUUUCCUAUUAAAAUGAACCCUUAUAAAAAUUCUUGCCUAACCUAAUAUCUAAUGAAGAAAUAAAAUCUCCAUACUGCC